AGGAAAGUGAAAGUAAAAGCGGAAAAGUCCCUAUAAUUCUUUCACCUUUACCGAUCUUUAUAUUCUCUCAAUUCAUCAAAGUUUACCGACCAACAUCACCUCAACAUGUCCAAGUUUAAGAUCAGACCCGAGAACCAGACCAAGGUUAAUAAUUUCCGUCUGUCCCUGAAUCAGAAGGUGGAAGAUCUUUUUUCUAAUCAAAUUCCAAAGAAAAUCACUCGUCUGGACAAUCUGAUUAAGGGGGAGGAACUGAACGUUUCUGAUCUUUCAUCUCUGCAUGCGCCUCUUGAUAUUCCAAUUCCUGACCCACCAACCCCAGAAGAGGAGGAAAUGGAGACGGAUAAGAACGACGGCGAAGACAAGAAGAAGAAACGGCCCAAAUGUGGCUUCAUCAAAGGGAACGAGAAGAUCAUGAAGCUGCUGGACGUGGUGAAUCCAGAGAUCUUCCAACUCAAAGAAACCUGCAUCACUGUUUCCUGCUGGAUCUCACUACUGAUUCCCAAAAUAGAGGAUGGAAACGACUUCGGAGUUGCAAUUCAGGAGAAAAUCCUGGAGCGAAUCACUGCUGUAAAAACUAAACUGGAAGGAUUUCAGACCAACCUUAACAAAUAUUUCUCAGAGAGAGGCGACGCUGUGGCCAAAGGUUCCAAAGAAAUGCACGUGAUGGAUUAUCGUUCACUCGUUCAUGAGAAAGAUGAAGCAACGUACUACGAGAUCAGAAUCACUUUACUUGACAUCCGCGGCUAUUAUGCGGAGCUGUACGAUAUAAUCAGUAAGAACCUGGAGAAGGUGGUGAAUCCUAAAGGAGAGGAGAAACCCAGUAUGUACUGAGAGGGGGUGAGACAGAGGGUGAGACGUCACCCUCCCUACAACACUCAUGUAGAAACGCUGUUUAAACAUUAGAUGGUUUCAGUCAGUCAUAACUUCAGUCUGUUCAUAAAAUUCACGUCAGAGUAAAUAAACUUGAAUAUUAAAAACCA
Messenger RNA from Trichomycterus rosablanca, 980 nucleotides. It is a transcript of the gene psme2, whose product is annotated as proteasome activator subunit 2. Bases 106 to 831 code for a protein of 241 amino acids. Gene Ontology annotation, biological process: positive regulation of endopeptidase activity; regulation of proteasomal protein catabolic process; regulation of G1/S transition of mitotic cell cycle. The record is from RefSeq and is a predicted model, not a curated record. Gene Ontology annotation, molecular function: endopeptidase activator activity. The transcript has 11 exons. Gene Ontology annotation, cellular component: cytoplasm; nucleoplasm; proteasome activator complex. Lineage: Eukaryota; Metazoa; Chordata; Actinopteri; Siluriformes; Trichomycteridae.